This is a messenger RNA of Prorocentrum cordatum, 251 nucleotides long. The record is from the annotation of a GenBank genome assembly. Lineage: Eukaryota; Dinophyceae; Prorocentrales; Prorocentraceae.
GUUGCUGGCGUUUUCGACCGGUACGUCUCCUUCGUCUCGCUUUCCCCGACCAUGUUCUCGCUGAACAUGCCGGCCGCCUACUCCACCAUCCACAGCCCCUCCAUCGCAGACGAGAGGAUGUACGCCUACAUCGAGCGCAUCGUGGACGGCCUGCUGUCCGCGCUGGUCACGAUGAGGACGCUGCCGAUCAUCCGGUGCCCGCCCAACGAGGUGGCGGAGAUGGUCGCCAGGAGGCUCGACGAGAGGCUCAG